GUAUAUUAAUGCAGAGACAGAGAGGACAGAUUCAAGUGCUUAGUCACGCAGCUGUCAUUCGAUAUUGCUAACCCACCCCUCAAUAUCUUCCUCUGUAGACAGCAAAUAAGAGUUUGCAGCUGUCGGAUCUUUCUCUCUCUCUAAAGGCCACCACUUUUUGCCCUUUCUUUUUAAUUUAACCAACCCAGACCAAUUUGUUGUCAAGAAACUCAUCAAGUAAUAAACAGCAUCAUAGACUGGCUGCAUCUAUCAUUUUCUUUGUCUAAAAUCUCUCGUAAUGAUUCUUAGUUGAUGAUUGAAUAUAGAGGCACGCACAUAGAGUAGAAGCGCAGACAAUAUAAUGAUGUGGAAGAGGAGAAGAGAAGAGAGGAAAAAAUUAGGAAGAGAAGAUAGUGAUAUGUGAGUGAUAUAUCAAGUGUUCAUGCAUGAACAAGGAUACCCAUUUUCCAUUUUGAUGAUCUGCAUGCCAUGGCUUAUCCGCAUUAUCGAUCUAAGUUUGGAGACACAACGUACACAAAAGUGUUCGUUGGGGGCUUAGCUUGGGAGACCCCUACUGAAGAAAUGCGUAGAUAUUUUGAGCAGUUUGGAGAGAUUCUUGAAGCAGUUAUCAUCACAGAUAAGAACACAGGAAAAUCUAAAGGAUAUGGAUUUGUUACUUUUCGUGAUCCUGAAUCGGCCAGAAGAGCUUGUGCUGAUCCAAACCCUGUGAUUGAUGGAAGAAGAGCAAAUUGCAAUAUUGCUUCUCUUGGACGGCCUAGACCUUCACCUCCCAGAGGAAGACCACAAGGUGGCACUCCUUACCAGGGAAGCCCAUCAUAUAGUGGAGUAGCAACGCCAUUUCCUCCUCCCCCACCUCCACCACCACCGCCGCCACUGCCGCCGCCACCUCCUGUUAUCUAUCCACCUUUCGGGUAUCCACCCUACACUCCUGACUAUGGGUACCACCAGGCUAUCUAUAACACACCAGUUCAACAGCCUCAAUACUAUCAUCAUCAAGUGUACGGAACAUCAUCAUCCGCCAUGGGCUCACCAUACUACUAUCAUGGCUACUCUUUGCAACCUCUAAGGGGAGCACGUUCUGCAUCCCAGCCUCAACGUUUACUAGGACCCUCCUAUUUAUACUAUCCUAGCAGUACUUUCGAUCCAUCCUUCUCAACGUAUCCUCCUCCAACUACUAUUCAACCCAUAACGCAUCCCUUUCCCUCCUCUACAGAUUUACAGCAGCCUCCACAGCAACCCACAACAGAAACAGAAGCUGGCGUGGUUACUUCGGAAAGUUCAAAUCCCUAGCUUAACCAAGAACUCAUCAUCAACAUAUACACAAUUCGGUCAAAUGCUCAAUUUGUAUAAUUUCCUUAACUUGGUGGUCUUCAUCUCUCUCCUAUAUUCUCAGCAUUUCCUAUAUAUCUGUCUUCACAGAGAGAAUUCAUUAAUCUUCAAUUCUCUUCCCCAGCUGCGGCAAGAAAAUUUUCAGACUAA
This is a messenger RNA of Hevea brasiliensis (rubber tree), 1479 nucleotides long. RefSeq lists its product as uncharacterized. NCBI's taxonomy places the organism in Eukaryota, Viridiplantae, Streptophyta, Magnoliopsida, Malpighiales, Euphorbiaceae. The transcript has 6 exons. The record is from RefSeq and is a predicted model, not a curated record. Gene Ontology annotation, molecular function: RNA binding. The coding region runs from base 469 to 1290 and encodes 273 amino acids.